UUUUUAUUCAUUUGAAUCAUUUCUAAUCGACAAAGAAGUUGCAUUCACUUGUUUUUAGAAGAUAAUCUUUAAAAAAAAUGGCUUCACAGAAUGUAGAUCCAACAAGAGUCAAUUCUAAUACAAGAAAACAGAAUGAAAAAAGCGAGGUUCCGUCUGUUGGCUUGCACACGGCAACCCAGAGACUCCAACAAGAUUUGAUGACUUUAAUGUGCAGUGGAGAAAAGUACGUCACUGCUUUUCCUAUUGAUGAUAAUAUCUUUAACUGGAAAGCAACCAUCACUGGAGCAGAGGGCACGGCGUACGAAGGCCAGGAAUACAAACUCUCGCUAGAGUUUCCUGCUCGAUAUCCAUACACUGCUCCUAAAGUGCAGUUCAUUACACCAUGCUAUCAUCCAAAUGUCGACAACCACGGAACAAUUUGUCUCGAUAUCCUCAAAGAUAAGUGGUCAGCCCUGAUGGAUGUUAGAACUCUUUUGCUCUCAAUUCAACUUCUUCUAUCAGUACCAAAUAACAAAGAUCCUUUAAAUGCAGAGGCAGCGCAAAUGUGGGAUAACAAAACUGAAUAUGCAGCAAUUGUACAGCGAAAAUACAGAGAAAAUGCACAAAAAUCAGAAUAACUUAAUAUAAAGGGUUCAUUUCCAAAGGACUAAGCUUAGUUCUAAAGGAAAUCUGCACACAAAUGUAAUAUAUAUGUUAGCAAUUUGUCAAAUGCAAUAUUGAUGAAAACACAAUAGUCUGAAGCAAAUAUAACCUUGACACAUUGCAGUUGUGGUUUUGCUAACAAUGAUAAUGGAAAGAUAUUAAAAUUGUACAAAUUUGAGUUUUUUCCUAACUUAAAAAUAUGGAACUUAGUGUAAAAGCAUGUACAGUAAAAAUGAAAUUGCUUGUAAUUUGUUGUGUUCACUCAAAUAGAAUAACUA
This is a messenger RNA of Dendronephthya gigantea, 920 nucleotides long. RefSeq names its product ubiquitin-conjugating enzyme E2 C-like. The transcript is spliced from 7 exons. The record is from RefSeq and is a predicted model, not a curated record. Bases 78 to 617 code for a protein of 179 amino acids. Lineage: Eukaryota; Metazoa; Cnidaria; Anthozoa; Malacalcyonacea; Nephtheidae.